Vespula pensylvanica (western yellowjacket) is the source of this 1840-nucleotide messenger RNA. Its product is annotated as facilitated trehalose transporter Tret1-like. Gene Ontology annotation, biological process: transmembrane transport. Bases 164 to 1549 code for a protein of 461 amino acids. The record is from RefSeq and is a predicted model, not a curated record. NCBI's taxonomy places the organism in Eukaryota, Metazoa, Arthropoda, Insecta, Hymenoptera, Vespidae. The transcript is spliced from 5 exons. Gene Ontology annotation, cellular component: membrane. Gene Ontology annotation, molecular function: transmembrane transporter activity.
AUCGAAAAGUAAAUGCAUCACGUCUUGUCUCCUGUUGUCUUCCUCGUGUGGAGGAGGAUCCGUGUUCUAGGGUAUAGGGAGACAGUCUAAAAGUCAUUGACGGUACACGCAACACGUGUUUUUACAACCCUGUACGCCCAACGAGAGGUCCGACGACCAAAGUAUGUCCGACUCUAAGGAUCCUGAGAAACAAGAACGACGAAUAACAGUAUGGCCACAGUGGUUAGCUGCAUGCGCUGUUAGCUUGGCUCCGCUCGUGAGUGGCCUCGCAAACGGUUGGUCAUCGCCAUAUUUGGCCCAAUUGACAUCAACGACAGCCGACAUACCUAUUACAGUGACGGAUUACGAAGCAUCCUGGAUAGCGUCUCUGUUAAAUCUAGGAAGAUUUUUCGGAGCUCUGAUCGGUUCGAUAAUUCAAGAGUAUGUUGGACGAAAGAAACAGCUUGUCAUCGGUGGUCUACCAUUGGCCUUGAGCUGGGUAUUCAGUAUAUGUGCAACGUCAGUUACGUGGCUCUACAUAUCGAGAUUCUGUUCUGGAAUUGGAUCGGGCAUGGUCUGGCUAUCCCUCGCUUUGUACUUGGGAGAGAUCGCUGAUCCGAAAAUACGUGGGGCUUUGAUAUCCAUGAACAUAAAUGCAGCGUCCGUGGGUAUGUUCUUGGGCAACGUGAUGGGUCCUUAUCUGUCCAUGGAGAUGUUCGGUUACGUGAGCCUCGUACCGAAUAUCCUCUUCAUGGCCCUCGUAUCCCUGAUACCCGAAUCACCGUACCAUUACAUCCUCCUCGGAGAUAUCGACAAAGCAGAGGCAUCUUUGAAGUGGUUCCGACGAGAAGCUGACGUGAAGGCUGAGAUGCGAGAGCUUCAGGAUUUCGUCGAUGGUGCUGAAAGUAGUAUUAUAAUGAAGCUCAAAGCAUUCAUACGUCCAGAUAACUUGAAAAACGCCAUGAUCAUGUUUGGUCUGAAUGUGAUAGUGCACGCAAGUGGAUACGCCAUCAUUAACGCAUACGCCGAGAUAAUCGUAAUUAAAUCUGGCAUAAAUCUUACGCCUAGCGUGGUCGUCAUGAUCUUGGGAUUCGCUACUAUUGUAGCUGGAGCUAGUGCGAUUAUUGUUGUGGACAGAUUUGGCAGAAGGUCUCUGUUAAUGAUAUCAAGUCUCGGUGUAACCAUUUCUCUCGGAUUACUGGGUCUACAUUUCCACCUCUUGUCGACUGGCAUCGAAUCGCAAAUCCUCGAGUGGCUACCACUCACUUCCAUGCUGUGUUACAAUAUUUUCUUAGCUUGCGGCUUCGUGCCUGUGCCAGGUGCACUUUUAGGAGAAAUGUUCCCAGCAGAUUUGAAAACAUUAGCUUCUCUUCUAUUAGGAUGUGGAAAUGCUUUGUUAUCCUUCAUUGCAACGAAAACUUUUCAACCGUUUCUUGACUUAACCGGAGAGAAAGUCGUUUUCUGGACGUUCGCUCUUAUUGUCGUGACCUGUAUCCCUUAUGUUUACUACUUUAUACCAGAAACAAAAGGAAAGAGCCUUCUUGAAAUUCAAAAGUCCGUCAAAAAAUAAAACAUCAAAGCGUUCCUUUUCAACAUAAUUGACCUCAAAUUCUACGAAAAGAUUCGUUUAAAAAAAAAAAUAUAUAUAUAUAUAUAUAUACACAUAUGUACAUUACUGAAGUAGACAAUACACGUUUCCAUAAUUAUUAAUGAUUAAUUUAAGAAUUUAGUAUUAAGAAUUACAAUAUUAUAAUUUAUAAUAUAAUGUGAUAUUUUACUUAGAAACUAAAGACUGUCGUAACACUGAUCGUAGAUAAUAAUUAUAACGAUAAUAUUAAUUGUAAGAAAUAAAUAUAACGAU